Molecule: messenger RNA, 7090 nt
Organism: Stomoxys calcitrans (stable fly)
Lineage: Eukaryota; Metazoa; Arthropoda; Insecta; Diptera; Muscidae
Gene: BRWD3
Product: bromodomain and WD repeat-containing protein 3
Exons: 15
Coding region: 124-6852 (2242 amino acids)
Biological process (GO): regulation of transcription by RNA polymerase II; regulation of cell shape; cytoskeleton organization
Cellular component (GO): nucleus
Molecular function (GO): protein binding
Source: RefSeq, a predicted model, not a curated record
AAUGCAAAGAAAAAAAUAAUUUCAUUUUUAAUACUUGAUAGAGCUAUCAAAUCUUGGAAAAGGAGUCACUGCAUCCACUAUUGAAGCUGACGAAUAUCCAAAACCCAACGACAACAAUGCAAUAUGGAUAGUUAUCGUGAAAUUGUUGAGAAAAUAAUAACACCAGAGUUAUAUUUCUUAAUAUCCAAAUUUUUGUCCGCUGGUCCACUUAAGGAAACGGCACAGGUUCUUGUACGGGAGCUGGAGAGCAAAAAGGUGCUGCCUAAACGAACGGAUUGGUUGGGUAACGAACAUGAUCAAUCAUUGGCCGAAUUGGAAAACCAAUAUGCCCACAUCGGUUCAAAUCAUCUAUUGGAAAUAUGUUGUCGUAUUGGGCCUAUUCUGGAUAAAGAGUUGGCGCCUAGUGUUUCUGGUCUUCUAUCUCUUCUUGGAGCUGGACGCCAGAGCCUUUUAAGAACUAAGGAUAGCAUAUACAAAUCCAGAUCUUUGCUCGACUACUGUACACGCCUACAUGGCGUAUCACUGCCAGAUUCAGCCACUACGAAGCCUAUACACAAUUUUCAAAAAGUUAUAAUUGGUCGGGAGUACGGAGGUCCAGUACGGCGAAAACUUUUAGUACCUACGUCUUUGUUUUCGAAAACAAAGCUCCUGCGUCGUACUGUUGGUCAUCUUUCAUCCGUUUACUGUGUUCUUUUCGACCGUACAGGCCAUUACAUUAUCACUGGCGCUGAUGAUCUCUUGAUAAAAAUAUGGUCAGCUAUGGACGGGCGCCUUUUGGCGACACUGCGUGGGGCUUCGGCUGAAAUUACCGACAUUGCCAUAAAUCUUGAUAACACAAUGUUGGCAGCUGGUUCUUUAGACAGAAUUUUGCGUGUCUGGGAUCUACAAACCACAUCUCCAAUUGCCGUUCUGUCAGCUCAUACAGGCAUGAUAACAUCGGUUAAUUUUUGUCCUUCGCCAAGAGGCGAUUUGAAAUAUUUAGUCACCACAAGCACAGAUGGUUCAAUUGCAUUUUGGCAAUAUUCCACACCGAGAGGCCAGAAGAUAACGUUUGCGCCUAAGCCAAUACAAUAUCACGAGAAGCUGAGGCCAGGCCAGGCACAAAUGAUGUGUACAUCUUUCUCCCCUGGAGGAAUGUUUUUAGCGGCUGGCUCAGCCGAUCAUCAUGUUCGAGUUUACCUUAUGUCCGAAGACGGGCCAAAACGUAUCCUUGAAACUGAGGCCUAUACAGAUGCCGUUGACUCAGUGCAGUGGUCCCAUCGAGGUCUUCGUUUUAUAUCGGGAAGUAAAGAUGGCUCUGCACACAUUUGGACAUUUGAGUCACAACAGUGGAAGAAUGUCAAACUAUGCAUGACGGAACGUUUGUUGACCUGUCCUGAACCGGAAGAAGGCAAAAAACUAAAGGUCACUAUGGUUGCUUGGGAUUGUUCCGAUAAGUUUGUCAUUACCGCCGUGAAUGAUUUUACCAUAAAAAUAUGGAAUGCGAAAACUGCCAAACUGCACUGCGUUUUACGCGGCCAUAAGGAUGAGCUUUUUGUUUUAGAAUCAAAUCCUAAAAAUGAGCAUGUCCUCCUGUCAGCCGGUCACGAUGGUCAGGUCUUUUUGUGGGACAUCGAGAAGGGGGAAUCUGUGGCUCAUUUUGUAAAUAAUAUAGAUGGGCAAGGUCAUGGUGGCGUAUUCGAUGCUAAAUGGUCACCAGAUGGAACGAUGAUUGCGGCAACAGAUUCCCAUGGACACAUAUUAAUAUUCGGCUUAGGAGUUGGUCCAGAUAGAUACAAAAUCCUGCCGAAUGAACUCUUCUUCCACACGGACUACCGGCCAUUGUUGAGAGAUGCUGCACACCACGUGAUCGACGAGCAAACACAAGUCAUGCCACAUUUAAUGCCUCCCCCAUUUUUAGUGGACUCCGAUGGAAAUCCGCAUCCCGCUAGAUUUCAACGAUAUGUACCUGGACGGGAAAAUGUUUCGACCGAUCAACUAAUACCGAAUCUCACAAUAGAUGGUUCUGUUGAGGAAAAUGGGGCAAGUAAUCAAAAUGGACAAGGAGCCGGGAAUUAUUCACAUAUUGAUCGCUUGAUAGCCGCAUUGGCAAAUCGACAGGGUGGCGGCGCCAGCAAUGCUAACCAACAAAGUCCGUCCGUUUCUGCGUCUAAUCGGUCACAGUUAGAUCGGAUGAUCGAAGCGUUGGCCAAUCGGCAGGGUCACGAUUUAGCACCGGACUCAAAUAAUCGUUCUUCUGGCAGUCGCAGCGAAUCAAAUGGGAAUAUCCUGGGAAAUGGACCGAGUACUUCACGCACUGUAUCUCAAGAUAGAAGGCUUUCAGACCAAUCGCAACAACCACGGCAGGGAACUACCUGGGGUAGGCCCCCCGCUGAGCAACAGCAGUCUCCACAACCUGCGCCAUUUAAAUAUGUUCGUCGCAUCUAUGUGCGACCAAUGAAAUAUGCCCAACUUCAAACACUGAAACAAAGCGUUUAUGCAGCGGGACAAUAUGAAAUGCAGGAAUACAAGCGUGAAAUGCGUCGUCGACCGAUCAUGAUUAGUACAGCCAGUGUUGUUGCAUCAUCACAGUCUGGAAACGGACGCAAUAGAAAUACGCGUUCAAAUGGAAAUGAUCGCAGUGGAAGAAGACGUAGUGCCCGUCCGGCAGGUCAGCAAUCAAAUCAACCGGCCUACAGAACUCGUGCUGUACGAGACCAAGAAGAAAUUGAAGAACCAUCAGUGCCUGAAGCUUUAGAAGAGGACGAAGAAAGCAGUAAUUCGUCGGGUGACACCAGCUAUUCGAAUAUUGAAGAUAAUUUGGACGAAUCUUCGGACGACUCGGAUACGGAAUCAUCUGACUACUCAGAUUGGGUUGCUGAUACACCAGGACCAAAUUUGGAGCCACCAAAACGCUCAAAACGAAAACCACUUUCUCGCAAACGCACUAUCAGUGAGGACAGCAGUGACGAUACAACAGAACAAGCAACAACGUCAGCUAAAGCUGGUCGAAAGAAUAAAAAGGUUUUAAUUCCACCACCCGCCCCUAAUGGCGAAAUUCCCGAAAUAUAUCGUCCAGCAGAAUGGUUGUCAGAGGUGAUACCGCGUAAAGCUCCGUACUAUCCUCAAAUGGGUGACGAGGUUGUUUACUUCCGACAAGGCCACCAUCGUUACAUAGAAGCGGUUCGUUUGAAAAAAGUAUAUAAGGUGUCCCACAGUUCGGAGCCAUGGAGUUUCCAUACUCUUCGUGAUAGAGAACUAGUCCGAGUUAUCGGCAUCAAAUAUGAAAUACGGCCGCCAAGACUAUGCUGUUUAAAAUUUGCCAUCAUAGACGAAGACGGCAACAUGAAUGGCACCACUUUCAAGAUCAAAUAUCAUGAUAUGCCCGAUGUAUUGGACUUUAUAGUUCUUCGCCAGACUUAUGAUUUAGCAGUUCAACGCAAUUGGAGCAUUGGCGAUCGUUUUCGUUGCAUGAUUGGAGAUGGCUGGUGGAUGGGACAAAUUGAGUCGCGGCAUGCUUUGUCAUCGGAAUUUCCUGAUUCGCCAUUCAUGUGUUUUAGAGUACGUUGGGAUAAUGGAGAAUACGAAUACAUGAGCCCUUGGGACAUGGAGCCCAUAGACGAGAACCGACUACCCGAUGAGGUAGGAGGAGCGGUGCCUGUGUUGCCAGAAGAAAUAAGAGCAACCCUAUACCAACCAAAGUCUGAGGAAUGGCAUCGCGGUGAUCGAGAUGGGUCAUGUCGCCGCAUUAUCAAUGGUCUGGAACAGAUCAUGCGACUCUCAAUUGCCGAACACUUCCUGGCUCCGGUAGAUUUAAACAUAUAUCCGGACUACGCUUAUCUAAUUGAGUAUCCAAUUGACCUAACUACAAUAAAAUCAAGGUUCGAGAAUCACUUUUAUCGUCGCAUUACUUCAGCUCAGUUUGACGUACGCUACUUGGCUACGAAUGCCGAAAAGUACAACAGACGACACACAAAUAUUGUAAAACAUGCGAGAAUUAUAACAGAUCUGUGUUUGCGUAUAAUAAGGGAACCAAAUGAUCUUGAUGUGGCUGCUAUAUACCAUCAACUGGUGGACGUCUAUCACUCUUCCGAAUCGGAAAAUGAUAACGAAUCUGAUGUUGUACCUUCAACCAGUACAGGGCCCAGCACAUCGGCGGCUGCUGCAAAAGCCAGGCAGAGUUUAUCAUCGACCAGAAGAUCGAAACGCAUACGUUCAGAGGGAGAUUGGCGCGUAGAUUGCCGCCAACUGUUAGAGCUUAUGUUACAGCGACCCGAUUCGCUGCCAUUUAGAGAACCGGUAGACACAAUUGAAUUUCCCGAUUACUUGGAGAUUGUUUCCACACCCAUGGACUUGCGGACCGUUAAGGAAGACUUGUUGGGCGGCAAUUAUGAGGAUCCAUUGGAUUUUGCAAAGGACGUGCGUUUGAUAUUUCAAAACUCCAAGAAUUAUAACACCAACAAACGCUCAAGGAUUUACUCUAUGACCUUGCGUCUAAGCGCCCUCUUUGAGUCGCACAUUAAGACGGUGCUCAGCAAUUGGAAGUCCGCCAGAAGGCGAGCAAAUAAAAACAAGACACGCAGCAAUAAUAGCGGGCGUGGCUCUAGUAGUAGUCCAAACAAAAGAAUGCCAUCGGAAAGGACGCGUUCUUCGGGGCGAAGGGGAAAUUCUAGUAGAAAUACCAGGCGGUUACGGAGCUCUGAGGAAUCCUCCAAUCAUGACGAGGAUGAUGACAAUGAGUCGCCCCCUGUAGGUCAAAGAAGAGGAAGAGCGGUGAACAAUCGAGGUGUCGCUGCGGCAAUUGCAAGUUCGAAUCGUGUUACCUCAUCCUCAUCGCACAGACGUCUCAAUGAUACUGAAGAUUCGCAACCGGGAACAUCACGUGCAUCCAGACGAAAAAAUGCAAAUAAAAACCAUCGAGUGGCCCCCGAAGACGAGGUCGAAGAAGAUGCUUCGUCGCCUGCCUCAUCCACAGAUUCGGACGACAAUGAAGAGGAUUCGUCCAGCUCAUCAUCUUCUUCAGAAAACAGCGUUAGCGAAAACUCUGAAGAAAGUUACAGCCCCAAAAAAGACAGAAAACAGAAAAGUCGUAAGCGACAUCACGAAUCCGGUCGACAAAACAAACAGGAACCUCGGAGCAAACGAAGCCGCCGUCGUCCCAUAAACGAGGAUACUGAUGAAGAUUUUGACUUAGAAAGGCACAAAAAGUUUAAAAACUCCGGCAAGAGGGGCCAACGGCGACAAAAUGGAAAUCGAAGGGCUGCUGGAGCUGAAAGCGUAUCACAUGCCGAUGAAAGUACACAGGAUACAAUUACUCACACGCCUAAGAAGAAAGGGCGACCACCGAAACCGAAUCGCAACAUCGAAGACGCACCUAGUAAUCCGAAUAAUACAAGCCCCUCAAGGAGCACCAGAACGCAUGCAGUAACGCAGGCUGGUCGUCGAGCUGCCGAAAAUGAUCACAGCUACCAUUUGCCAGUUCGCAAUGGCCGUAUUGUAGAGUCGGACACUGAUUCUCGAGAGGUUGCCGGUCGUCCCACAAGAUCCAGUGUUAAACGAGCUAUCAUGGAGUGGGCCAGGGGCAGUGACAUCGAUGGAGAGGGUACGGAGGAAGCUGAAGAGAUACUGCCAACGCCGACACCCACAAAGUCUAACGGCACAGUUCUCAAUAAUCGAGAUGGGAACGGGCCCUCGACAAGCCGCGCGGCUGCAGCAGCUGCUGCAGCAGGUGUGGUAAGACAGUUACGAACAAACCGUAACACUGUUGUGGAACCUCCCAAUGAUGGCUCAAACGACGAUGACGAUGAUGAUGACAGUGAUGACGAACCACUGGCAUCGAGUCAAGGUUCGCAGCAUAGGCAGCAAAGAAAAGUAAUCACCCCUCAUCCAACACAUCUGCAGAGACGUGAAGGACCACACAGUAUAACAAUUGCCAGCACGUCGUCAUCCUUACACAUGACACGCUCCCACGCCACAUCUACGACAUCGAAUAUAUCUAUCUCUUCCACCGUGGCGCCACCAACAGUUCAUGACCACAAUUAUGUGGGCGAUCCUGGGCCAUCCACGUCAAGUGCUGCACUACGCAAUUCGAGAAGAGUUUUAUCCCGACAUCAACGAAAUGCUGAUGAACUGGAUAUAAAUUUGGAAACUCUGGGCAAUUCAAUGUUGAUUUCAGCAACAACACGACUCAGACGUGGUAUGCCUACAUCAACUACCACAUCUGGCGCAACGGCCGCUUCUGCUUCCGGCUAUCAGACUACAGGCGUAGCCGUAAGAAGGGGGCGUUCUCGCUUUAGUCAAGAAAACUCCCAGACCGAACCAUCGGCUGACGAACACAUACCGGAUGAUGAAGAAGUCGUCUCGGAUAUGGGCACAGGAGGCUCCACCGAGUCAUCAGCAAGCGAAGAAGCAUCUGAUUCGGAGGACAAUCAGCCACUAACUUCCUACGUACCUAAAUCGCGCAACGGUAGAAAACCUCCAAGAAAACGCCGACGUUCAGAUGAUUCCUUUGUCGUUGACGAAGACGAUGGCGACGACGAAAAAUACAAUGGCAGAAAUCGCCACACCACUCGCAAGCCCAAAGAAUCCGACGAUGCCAAAGACACCAGGUCUCGGGGGAGUCGACGCAAUCAAAGAGGAUCGCGCAACCAGAAACGUCCACGUUACGUAUAUAGCGAUGACGAAGAGUACGGCAAUGCCAACAGCAGAGGAAGAAAAUCCCGCAAUGAGUCAUCCACAGUUGGUAGCUCGGCACCACAUGACGAUUUGGAUGCCAGUACUAUGGAUAGCGAUGAUGAUCAACUCGUAAGUGUUAGUAGCCGAGGCCGUGUUCGCAAAAUUACUGCCAAAGCGAGAGGAAUUUUUAAGGAGUAAUUACUUUACACUCAGCUCCUAUGACUGUUCAAAAAAAAAAGCGUGUGUUAUAUACUAAAAGAAGGUAUAUAUGACCAACGCGAUUUAAGUUUAUCUGUUACCUUGUUCAACUUAUUGUUUUCCCUUCUUCUUUCUGAUUUUUGGCCACCUUAAUGAAGGUUCAUUCUCUACUUGUUAGAUUAGUUCGUAUGUAAAAUAUAAAAGCAACAUUUUCAUUGCCGGCUGCGCAUAUUCUUUA